AUGCAUGAUUGGCAUAACGGGGUUAGGACCAACAGCUUUAAAAAUGAGGCUGAGCUAAUGAAACAGAACACGCAGCACCUGAAGGCAAAUCGACCAUCGCCAUACUACGUGAAAAUGUCUUUUGGAUAUGCCGUGGGGGACGUUAUCGCCAUCCUUGGCCUCUUUGAGCGUAUUGCCAUCGAGCUGCGCAACUAUAAGGGUGCCCCGAUGCAUUUUCAACGGCUUUAUGUCGAACUGGAUCUUAUGCACAGCACCCUAAAGCACGUCAUGAUGUUAGAGCCUGAAUCCCCUACAGAGCACCAGACCAUGGAGAAAGUCAGAGCUAUUAUCAUGCAUUGCAAGCAGCCCCUGCAGUCCAUGGCUGAGAAGAUGCGAGCAAAAGAAAGCAGCUUGGGCCACUUCAAAACUACCAGAAGCCUAAGCAGUAUCGGAACCCGGCUUCAUUGGUCUAUGAUAGCGCAAGGCGAUGUGGAGGACCUAAGGAAAACUAUUCUGUCUCAGAUGGCUGCUAUCAAUAUCCUUCUAAGCGUUCAGCAGAUGAAUCGUAUCGAGCACAUCGCAUUACAGUCUCGUAACAUUGGGACCAGCCAGUUCUUGAUUCUUGAGAAACAUGCAAAUACCAUAGCAGGACACGCAUCGAACAUCCUGACCAUAACAUCGAGAACACAGAGUGCGAUCGACACACUGGCAGUUGAUGCAAAUACUAAUGCCGAAGCACAGUCCAAGCAAGCCAACAUGAUCAAUAAGAAUUUGAAUGCUAUUGAGAAGACAAUGCUUGGCCUCGCGCAGAAAUCUGAGAACACUACAGGAAUGGUUCGUCGCCAAACAGCUUUCUUAGGUCGCCACGUCAAGAUUCUAUUUCGCGUUAUGCAAAACCUAAAAGACCUUUUUAAGCUGCAUAUGCUUCUUGAUAUCACCGCGCAACUAAAACACAUUAUACGAGCUAUUGAGGCAAUACCACUGCAUCUUACUCUUGAUAUCGUUCGACUAGAUGAUGCACAUGGGGAAAGCUGGGCCUUACCGCUACAAGCUUGUACAACUUGGAGGUCCUUCAACGACAUGCUCCGAUUCGUAGUCUAUGCCAACAACAGGCCCGGAGCAGAUUAUAUUACUCAGAACCUAUUCAACGUGUUGAAUGCUAAGACUGGAAAACAUGUCGAUCAUGAAACUUGGGCAAUGUCUGUAAAACCUGGCUUCCACGUCGAGCAAGCCAUGGUUGUUAGAAGAGACCACUCGCUUGAAAGCUGCAUGGAUUUAGACUGCCCCGGGACACUUGCCGAGCAAGUUUUGCAGCAUGUGAACCGGAAGGUCUGGGUCAGGUACCUCCAAUCGAUGGAGCCUAUACAGAAUAUGGACGAUGCUCAGCGUGUAUUGAGUGAAACUCCAACUCACCCCAUGGCAAACGCCUUCAUUGGACUUGAACUUCUUCGAACUGCAGAAGGAAGAUUUGCAUAUAAUUCGGUUCAGGUUGCAAGAGAACACUUAGAAAUCGCCGUUAAAUCAGAUCAGUCCCGAGAUUCACUCGACGGUUUAAGCCGCGCUAUCAGGCUUAAUGCUUAUCUCUUCGAGCCCUGGUAUAACCUCGGUGUCUUGUAUGACUUCUACAACCAACCCAUGGAUGCUCAAGACGCAUUUAUAAAGUGCCUGGAACUGGCCCCGGGGUUACUGAACGUUCAGACACGAGUUGACGCUCAGAAGGCCUAUAUUGAAAGCGAUGACAUCAAGCUUUUAGAGGAUAGCUUGAUCAGAGACAUGAUUGAAGCGCCAUUAAGCGACCAGUACUCCAAGGUUUAUCCUGUACCUGCCUCAACUGAUCACAUCACUCUGGAUCCUCUUCGGCAGGAUUCUUGGGAAGACAAUAACGCAGAUGAGGAAAGUCUAAGCGAUGAUGAUUACACGGAUUGGGAAGAAUUAAGCGAAGAUAACAUGAUCGCAGUCGACUCGUCACAGAGAAUGGCUUAG
This is a messenger RNA of Fusarium subglutinans, 1962 nucleotides long. Its product is annotated as general transcriptional corepressor ssn6. Bases 1 to 1962 code for a protein of 653 amino acids. The transcript is spliced from 7 exons. The record is from RefSeq and is a predicted model, not a curated record. NCBI's taxonomy places the organism in Eukaryota, Fungi, Ascomycota, Sordariomycetes, Hypocreales, Nectriaceae. Gene Ontology annotation, molecular function: protein binding.